AUGGAUCAGCGGGUUACCAAGCUAAACGAUUUCGUAUACAAAAGCAAUGUGUUGUAUCUCAUGAGACGGGACAAGAGAGUUUACGACAAUCAUUGUGUCGAAUUAGGAUAUAAAUUGUCCUACGCCUCAAAAGGGAGAUUUUAUAUCGGCAUUGAAUUCGAGAAGCUGAAACUCAAUAGCAGGCAAAAAACUUUUGUAUUGGAGGGCUUAGAGGAAGAUGAGGAGGCUUGCCGUCGGCUCAAUAUAUAUUUCAGCCUCAUCGUUGAUCUCGAUCGAUUUGUUAAGCAGAAGAAUAUCGAUUGUAUAAUCUUAGACUUCUCGCCUCUGAGAGAAUGUUUGGCAUACAGAGGUGAAGUGGAAGCGUAUUGUAUUGAGAAGCGAAUAUCUCUUCGUGUUUGUGACGCGAAUAAUUUAGUUCCCUGUAAGAUUCUUGCCGUAUAUAAGAAAACCAGCAAAGCCGUGAGAUCAGAGCUCUUCGAGCAUUUCCCGAAGUUUCUGAGAGACUACAAAGUCUUAGAGAAGCAUCUGUACAAUAAGUCCUCGGAAACCUACAUGCAGAAAAGCGAGUUCCCCGAAGUCCCGGUGGUCCAAAACGUCUUCAAGGGUGGAUAUAGCCAGGGGAUGAAGAUGUUGGAAGAGUUCUUGCAGAAGAGGUUCCCAACAUACCAUAAACACAGGAAGAAUCCUGAUGCUGAUAAUCUGAGCAAUCUCUCACCCUGGAUAUCGAACGGUCAGAUAAGCACGCAGAAAAUCCUCUUCAUCAUCGCUCAGAGAUUCAAGGAGAAGAAGUCGGACAACUAUCAUGCUUUCCUCCGAGAAGUCUUCGCGUUCAGAGAGACAGCCGAGCACUUCUGUCUACACGAGAGGAAUUACGAUAGUCUCGAAGGUGCCCUACCUUGGGCGAAAGAUACUCUUACGAAGCACAAGGAUGACGACAGAGAACAGAUAUACGAUCUAGAGAAGCUCGAAAAAGGUCAGACGCAUAUACUAGCGUGGAAUGCCGCCCAAAGGGAACUUUUGGCCACAGGAAAAAUCCACGGAUAUUGCAGGAUGUAUUGGGCCAAGCAGAUAAUGAAAUGGACCAAGUCUCCAGAGGAAGCGGUCGAGAGGGCAGUAUACUUGAACGAUACGUACGCGAUCGACGGAAACUGCUCGAAUGGAUACAUGGGUAUAAUGUGGUCGAUUUGUGGAUCCAUGGAUAGGGGAUUCCAAGAAAGACCUGUGAUUGGCAGGAUCCGACCCAUGAAUGAGUUCGCGGCGCCUCAUUACGUUCGGAAAUGGCUGAAGGGAGCUGAUUCGGAAGCUCUCGUUCGAUCCAACCAGAAAAUGAUAACUUCUUUCCGGGGUUUUAUUCAGAAGUAG
Molecule: messenger RNA, 1362 nt
Organism: Galendromus occidentalis (western predatory mite)
Lineage: Eukaryota; Metazoa; Arthropoda; Arachnida; Mesostigmata; Phytoseiidae
Product: deoxyribodipyrimidine photo-lyase-like
Exons: 1
Coding region: 1-1362 (453 amino acids)
Biological process (GO): photoreactive repair
Molecular function (GO): deoxyribodipyrimidine photo-lyase activity
Source: RefSeq, a predicted model, not a curated record